This is a messenger RNA of Passer montanus (Eurasian tree sparrow), 1612 nucleotides long. RefSeq lists its product as uncharacterized. Lineage: Eukaryota; Metazoa; Chordata; Aves; Passeriformes; Passeridae. The transcript has 3 exons. Bases 1 to 1215 code for a protein of 404 amino acids. The record is from RefSeq and is a predicted model, not a curated record.
AUGGUCAUUAGUGAAGCUCCCCAGUUCUCCUGCGAGGAAGAGAUAACAAUUAUGAGCCUUGUUUUACAGAUGGUGACACCGAGAGCAGGUUCAGGGACACCUGCACAGGCUCAGCGACACCUGCACAGGUUCAGUGACACCUGCACAGGCUCAGUGACACCUGCACAGGUUCAGCACUGCAGAGCAGGGUGUGUUUCUGGUCAGACCUGGCUCCGAGGGGCUGUGCCCAAGCGAGGGGUGGGGACGGAAGCGCGCGGUGCAGGGGCACGAGGCACUUGUGCAGCCUCCCCAGAACGCACAGGCAGGCCCCGUGGCAGGGCUGGGGGAAGGAGCCACGGGCAAAGGCAGAGGAGCUCAGGCAGCUGGGCAGGUGUGGCUCAAAGCAGCGUUAAUGUGGAGCCAGCGGCCUCGCUCCGGGCUCAGCAACACUCACCGUGCCCCCUGCUCCAGACACUGACUGACCCCAGGGCAGAGGGGAUCUCCAGCUCCUCUCCCACCUCACCAUCCUCCUUCUCCUGCCCUGGCUUGCAGCCUGUGCCCAGGGACCCAGCCAGCAGCAAGGAGCUCCUGGGCAGGGGGGGCUGUGGUGUCCCUGUGUGGUUUCCCAGGCUGCAGCUCCCACCUGCAGCAUCCCAGCUGGGGCUGGACACAGCCCAACCCACAUGCCAGCACGGGCUCCUGGCAGCGCUGGCACUCCCAGACCCUGUGGGCAAGCACGGAGGGACUGCUGCCAAAGCAGUGCCAGGAGCCCUGGAAACCAGCACUAAACCAUGCCAUUUGUCACAGGUGUCACACCGUGCGUCCUGUGAUCCUGGCUCACCCCGAGGAGCAGAGAGCAGCUCCUGUGGAGGCCCAAAGCAGCUCAUCCCCAGCCCAAGGGAGCCUCGGGCACUGCAACGCUGCUGGGCAGGCGGGCACCGACCAGGGCAGCCUCCUCCUCCUCCUCUGUGUGCAGCUCCUCUGGCAGCCUCCUUCCUUCCCUCCGGGCCUUUUGUCCCAGACAUUGUCCCAGACACUGUCCCAGCGACUCCCAGAGCUCCCAGCCUGCCUCUCCAGCAGGGCAGGGGGUGGGACAGGGCUGGGAAGCUCCGGACUCGGAGCGUGGUGUCCGGAGAAGAGGUGACCACAGGGGACACCAGGGCCUUCCUCCCUGACACAGCUCGAGCAGCUGAACUGCAAGUCUUGCUUAUCAAUUCCUUUUGUGAUGCACAUUAAAUAUAUUCCACAUCAGGGACACUUCUCCUCUCUCCUCUCCUUGGACACCUUUUCCCCAGCAAAGCCUUACAAGUGCUGCUUGCUGUGGCCUCAUUUUGUCAUCAUCAUCAUCAUCAUCAUCAUCACCACGCACUCAUCCUCAUAUAAAACAGAAAUCUAUUCCAUCAAGCACUUAACAUAAAUAUUAAAAUAAUGGAAGGGACAAAAUAUAAAUCUACAUACAACUUCAUGACUACCAUAGCACCUAUUACCAUGACAAAGCAAAUUCUGGUUCAAGGGGAAGGGAAGGGGGAUGAGGAGCAAGUUAGGAAGAGGAACCUCAACUGUCAUUAAAUAUGUAAAUCACUCUUUCAAAAAAAUUUUUUUUGUUGUUGUUUUGUUUUUUGUUUUAAGGUUA